Molecule: messenger RNA, 2380 nt
Organism: Sapajus apella (tufted capuchin)
Lineage: Eukaryota; Metazoa; Chordata; Mammalia; Primates; Cebidae
Gene: FAM170A
Product: family with sequence similarity 170 member A
Exons: 4
Coding region: 568-1596 (342 amino acids)
Biological process (GO): fertilization
Cellular component (GO): nucleus
Source: RefSeq, a predicted model, not a curated record
AAAGAAAAACAAAGAAAAGUCAAGAUGAUUGCAUGCUAUUGCUGCUUUCAGCCCUGCCAUACCCUCCUCUGAGCAAUGAACACAAGGCCUGCUACCUGCUUGAGUCCGAAAGGGAAAGGGUGAAAAAAAAGGAGAAAGGAAAAAAACUAAACAGAAACAUGUUAACAUCUCAAAAUAUUCUGCCACAUUUGAAAUACGGGAGACUUGAAUUCAUUAGAGAACUUCCACUAGAAAAAAGGAAUUGUUCUUGAAAACGAGGUCUGUGCAGUUGCAUCCACUGUGUUGGACGUAGGUCCACUGAACGCUGUGAUGUCAUCAUUGAGGUCAGAGAAUCUGCUGAGGGACUGGUGACCUUUGACCCUUAACAGCCCCGCUGUGUAGCGAGCACGGGGCAGUGCUGCUCGUUCCCUAAGCGGUCUGAGUUCUUCAGCUGUUUAGGAGACAAAACUACUUUUAUUCGUACUGAAUCUUUUAAAUGAAUAUCCUGAGAGUCAAGAAAGGCCAAUCUACAGGAAAAAGGGGGAGCUGGACAUUAAGCAUCUUCUAGAAACUCUUCUAGCUGAUUCCAUGAAACGGCGACAGAAGAGGAAACAUUUGGAAAAUGAAGAGUCCCAGAAAACCGCUGAGAAGGGAGGAGGAAUGUCAAAGUCCAAAAAGGAUGUCCUGCUGUCUGGAUCCAGUGGAGUGGCCAAAGGCUGGAGCCAAGGGGUAGGAGAAGUCUCCUCUACCUCUGAAUACUUCUCCUGCAUUUCUUCUUCACGCAAGCUCAUCCAUGGUGGAAUCCACAGAAUACGUCAAGACAGCCCCCAGCUUCAAUCACCCCUAGCCCAAGUUCAGGAACGAGGAGUGACUCCUCCCUGCUCACAACAUGUCUCCUUGUCGCCCCAUUCAUCCUAUAAGACCUGUGUGUCCUCUCUGUGUGUAAACAAAGAGGAAAGGGGCAUGAAAAUAUACUAUAUGCAGGUACAAAUGAAAAAAGGUGUAGCUGUCUCCUGGGAGACAGAGGAAACUUCAGAGUCUUUAGAAAAGCAGCCAAGGAUGGAAGAAGUGACCCUUCCUGAGGUUGUGCGGGUAGGUACUCCCCCCUCGGAUGUGUCCACCAGAAACCUCCUUUCUGACAGUGAGCCCAGUGGGGAGGAGAAAGAGCAUGAGGAGAGGACAGAGUCAGACAGCCUGCCAGGCUCACCGGCUGUUGAGGAGAGACCCAGGGCCAAGACACCUGACUGGCUGGUGACCAUGGAGAACGGCUUCAGGUGCAUGGCCUGCUGCCGGGUGUUCACCACCAUGGAAGCCCUCCAGGAGCAUGUGCAGUAUGGGAUCAGGGAGGGCUUCAGCUGCCACGUCUUUCAUCUCACCAUGGCUCAGCUGACAGGCAACAUGGAAUCAGAGAGCACCCAAGAGGAGGAGGAGGAGGAAGAGGAUGACCCUGAGGAGGAGGAGGAGGAGGAGGAGGAGGAGGAAGAGAAGCCAGAAGAAAAGAAGGAGGAGGAGGAGCAGCCCACAGGGGAAGACCAUGGCCUGAGGAGAUCCUGGAGCCAAUGUCCAGGCUGUGUGUUUCACUCUCCAAAGGACAUUCCAAAGGACAGGAACAACUGAGACUUAUGGGCCAGAAGAUACUGGAAGAUGGUGUGGCCUUCUCUUGCAAGAGGUAAGGCCUGAGACUUGCGUGUUCUGAGGCGGUGUUGUGAGACCCAGAGGAAUCCAAGGGAAGGAGCUGCAGGGUUGCACAGGGUUACCUGGUGGCUCUGCAGCUGUAUCAACUUGUAAUGUUCCUAGUGCUUCUGGAGGAAUUGUCCUCCAUUUGCUUAGAUGAUGAGGUAAAGAGCAUUGACUGGAACUUUCUCAGUGUCUCCAUGAUUGUCCUCAAUUCUAAGAGGAAAUCCUGGAGCUCUUCUAGACAAAUAAAGCUCAGUGUAACCUCAAGGGCCAGGAUUGGCCUGAAAGGCCAGGGUGCCAGCAAGAUCAGAGGUAUGGAGUAUGAGGGCCUUUGGCCUGAGCUGGGAACUCACCUCAGCCCAUGGAUAUAGCCCUUGGGGAAAAGGGGAAUUUGGAGAGGUAACAGCAUGAUCCUGAUACAAUCCCAAGAGACCUGGAAAUGUUUCAGACCCUUCAUUUUGCUGCAGUUGAUCUGGAAAUGAACUCACUGUGGUAUGCAUUGCUCUGAGCUUUAAAACAAAGGUGAAGAGUAACUGACUAGCAAUGCUCAUAUUGUUUCUUGCCUCUUCCUGUUCUGCCUCAAUUGUUUUCUUCACUUCCAGGGAGAAGAAAGAGCCAUGGAGAUAGUAGCAGACAGACUGCCCAAGGUAUGAAGGAGUUGAGGGACCAGCACUCAGUCUAACAUGUAAACAUCAUAUGUAAUAAAGGCUGUGUUUCAAACCUU